AUGCUCGGUGCCGCCAUACAAGAGUCCAUUCGUACUGCCAGGAACGAAACCGCUGGUGUGUCGAGUGCUGGCGCCGGCUCUUCUUCCAAACCACGCUUGUCUGGGCCUGCUGCUCGUGCUGCCGCUGCUGCUGAAAGACGUCUUGGCCUGGCGCGGUCCGAGUCGGUUGAGGACUUUACUUCCGCCUUCGGUGCAGAAGAUGAUGAAGUCCUAGAAAUUUCGGAUGACGAGCCUCUGGCGACCAAGACCAAGGCGAAAGGAAAGAGCAAGGCGAAGGGAAAGGAGGCGAAGGUGGCAGAUACGUCCAAGCCGAAGGUCAUGACGCUCGCUGAGCAGAAGCGUUUGCGGAGUGAAGCUAGGGCGAAAGCCAGGCUGGAGAGGAACUCCACCAAAGCCGAGGAGAAAGCCUUGAAGGCAAAGCUCGGUCGUCCGCUCACUUAUGCCGAGAAAUCUACCAUUCAGCUCCACAAGCAUCAUCCCGAGCUUCGAGAUGCUUGGGGGGACUUGGAGGCCACUAUAGAAGUGGUAGAGCCGAAGAAGGCUGAACAACCCUCUGGACUGAAGGCCACGCUUCUUCCGUUCCAGCAAGAAUCCCUUUACUGGAUGCGCAAGCAAGAGUUCGGGCCUAACAGCGGCGGCAUGCUGGCUGUGAGUAGCAUACACAGAAUGGGCAAGACAAUCCAGAUGAUCGCCCUCAUGGUCUCAGACUCCAAUCGCCCCAAUCUUGUCAUAGCGCCGACCGUCGCCAUCAUGCAGUGGCGUAACGAGAUCCAUGCACAUACCACUGACGGAAUGAAAGUUCUCGUCUGGCACGGUAGCAAUCGCGAGAACAACGUCAAGGAGCUGUCGAAAUACGAUGUCGUGCUUACAACUUAUGCAGUUAUGGAGAGCUGCUUCAGGAAACAGCACUCUGGCUUCAAGAGGAAGGGUUUGAUUGUGAAAGAGAAGAGUGCUUUGCACGCUAUGGAAUGGCGGAGGAUCAUCCUCGACGAAGCCCACAAUAUCAAAGAACGUCAAACUAACACCGCUAAGGCAGCCUUUGAGCUUCGAGCCAAGUUCCGUUGGUGUCUCUCUGGAACGCCGCUGCAGAAUCGAGUGGGUGAGCUGUACAGUUUGGUCAGGUUCUUGGGCGGCGAUCCGUUCUCGUACUAUUUCUGCAAGCGAUGUGACUGCAAGUCGUUGCACUGGAAGUUCAGCGAUAAAAGGACUUGCGAUGAUUGUCACCACAGCCCGAUGCAGCAUACCUGCUUCUGGAAUAAUGAGAUUUUGACUCCGAUCCAGAAGAACGGUAUGUUUGGCCCAGGCAAGAUUGCAUUCAAGAAGCUUCGCAUCCUGCUCGAUAGGAUCAUGCUUCGUCGUACCAAGAUUCAGAGGGCAGAUGACCUCGGGCUGCCACCAAGGACAGUUAUCGUCCGGAGGGAUUACUUCAGUCCCGAGGAGAAGGAGCUUUACACUAGCUUGUUCUCGGAUGCGAAGAGGGAGUUCAGCACCUACCUGGACGCAGGAACAUUGCUCAACAAUUACUCGAACAUAUUUAGUCUGUUGACGAGGAUGAGGCAGAUGGCGUGUCAUCCUGAUCUAGUGAUCCGUAGCAAGAACAAUAAGGGCAAGUUCGUGCCCGAGGGAGAAGUUGGCGAGGCUACCGUUUGUCGGUUGUGUAACGAUAUUGCGGAGGAUGCGAUACAGGCCAAGUGUCGCCAUAUCUUCGACCGCGAGUGCAUGAGGCAGUAUCUUGACUCUGCGAUCGACGUAGACCACACUCCCGAGUGUCCAGUCUGCCAUCUGCCGCUCACCAUCGACCUGGAAGGCCCGGCGCUCGAACUGGAAGAGAAUAACACCAUCGCUGCGCCGAGGCAGGGUAUCCUCGGAAGGAUCAACAUUGACACAUGGAGGUCGAGCUCGAAGAUCGAGGCUUUGGUGGAGGAGUUGACUAAUUUGAGGAGGCAGGAAGCGACGACGAAGAGUAUCGUGUUUAGCCAGUUUGUGAAUUUCUUGGAUUUGAUCGCGUUUAGGCUCCAGAGGGCCGGAUUUGUGGUCUGCCGGUUGGAGGGUACCAUGAGUCCACAGGCGCGAGACGCCACCAUCCAGCAUUUCAUGAACAACGUACACGUUACGGUCUUCCUCGUCAGCUUAAAGGCCGGUGGCGUUGCGCUCAACUUGACUGAGGCGUCACGGGUAUACCUCAUGGACAGCUGGUGGAAUCCCGCUGUCGAGUUCCAGGCGAUGGACCGUAUACAUCGUUUGGGUCAACAUCGUCCUGUUCAGGCGAUCAAGUUGGUCGUGGAGGAUAGCAUCGAGAGUCGUAUCGUACAGUUGCAGGAGAAGAAAUCGGCGAUGGUGGAUGCGACACUAUCCACAGAUGACUCGGCCAUGGGCCGGUUGACGCCGGAGGAUCUGUCGUUCUUAUUCAGGGUAAGCCAUCCAUCCGCUUUCCUUUGGUCGUUUCUCUCGUUGUGUUUCCGUCGCUGA
Stereum hirsutum FP-91666 SS1 is the source of this 2469-nucleotide messenger RNA. RefSeq lists its product as uncharacterized. Gene Ontology annotation, molecular function: ATP-dependent chromatin remodeler activity; metal ion binding; ATP binding. The record is from RefSeq and is a predicted model, not a curated record. Lineage: Eukaryota; Fungi; Basidiomycota; Agaricomycetes; Russulales; Stereaceae. The transcript has 14 exons. The coding region runs from base 1 to 2469 and encodes 822 amino acids.